Molecule: messenger RNA, 3199 nt
Organism: Biomphalaria glabrata
Lineage: Eukaryota; Metazoa; Mollusca; Gastropoda; Planorbidae
Exons: 9
Coding region: 105-2258 (717 amino acids)
Molecular function (GO): GTP binding
Source: RefSeq, a predicted model, not a curated record
UAAUUUUCCUGAAAAAUUAAACUUGAACUUGUUGCUUUUUUUUUUUAAAUUAAAUCUAAAUCUAAUUAUCUGAGACACUAGCAUCAAUUCUCAACGUAAGGAUAAUGGCUUUUUAUAUACCUUACCAUGGAUUUUUGAAGCCCGGAUGUAUGUUAGAUAAAAAAUUUACUGCGUUGAAAUCAAUGCGUGAAACGGAAUCAUUGACGGAAAAGAUCAAUAAAGUGAACUCACGAUUUACAUUAUGUACUAGCCUGAAGCAUGUUUGUUCGAUUCUUGACAUUCCAUUAGAAUACGCUCUCAAAGUUAAAGUAAAAGAGAUAGAAGAUGAUCUUGUUUUAUCAAGUAUCAAUGCUUUAAACACAGAGACAAGUUCCUCUGUUAUAUUUAGAAUGUCAUAUAUACAGGAAAAGCAUGUAACAAAAGAUACCGGUACAGCAAUCAAUCAACCAUUAAAAGAUUCAGGACUAUAUUUUGUUAGAGAAAUAUCUGUUGGGAAUGAAAUAAUAAUCAUAAUGACAGUUACAGCAGAUUCCGACUUUCAGGAGAAGUUCAGAAAGUGUCUACAAGGCGAGCACUCUGGAGAACUGAACAAGAAAAUAUUGAAAAAGUUAUCCCACGAAUCAGAUGGGUUAGACAAAAUUAUUUGCCAAUAUCAUCUUGAACUGUCAAUGAGCAUUUAUCAUUUUGAUCACUUGCAACAGUGUCCUGCUAGCAUACAAGGUAUGGUAAAAACUCUACAAAGUUUUCAGGAAAGGUGUGACAAUUGGAAGAAGCAAGAACCCAAAGACGGCAUUUCAGAUAAACAAAUGACGUGUUAUUUUGCUGACUUUCAUAAUGUGGAGUUUAUUAGCGGGAAUAGUCCAUCACAAGAAGAACAUGAACAUGGCUCACGUGAAGAAAGGUUCUAUUUAACAGUGGCCAUAGAGAAUUUUAAAAAAGGGGUCAAUAAGAAAGAAGAUGACAUUAAAAUCUACUGUAAAAUAUUUAAACUUCUUUGUCGGUGUGAUGAACUCAGAACUACUUUGGAAACAUUAAAACCUAAGUGGGUGUCACGCAAUUUAAAGGAACAAGCAAAAGAGCACUUGGAAAAUAUUCAGUCAUCAAAACAAGAACUACAACAAAUUGUUCUUAAUCUUAAUUUUAUUGAUCCACCAGACAAGGAUAGUAUUAAAAAUGACCAUAUGAAAAAGGCGAAAAUUUUUAUAAAGUCUCUUACAGAGCAAUAUCCACAAGGCGAGGAUCUGAACAUUUUACUGAUAGGGAAAACUGGGCAUGGGAAAAGUUCAACAGGAAACUCUAUUCUUGGAAAAGAUGAAUUCAAAGUUUCCGAUUCUUGUAACUCUGUCACAGAGAACAUACAACAAGGAAUCAUUUUCAUUAAUGGGCGUAAAAUUAAAGUUCUGGAUACUCCUGGUAUAAUGGACACUACUUUGAAUAAAAAAAGCGAAAUGUAUGAGAAGGCUACGUUUCACUUUAGUAACGCUUUUUCUCUAUUUCCUGAAGGUUUUCAUGCAUUUGUCUUUGUAUAUCGAAAGGGACAAAAGGUGACAACGGAAGAAGUAGAGACUAUUGAAAGUUUGAAACACUUGCUGGGCAAGGAUAUAAUCAAGAAACAGUGUGUAUGUGUCUUUACUGGUAAAGACAAGGCAGAUAGCGACGAAACAUUUGAACUUUGGUGCCAUGAGCAGACAGGUGAAAUGAAGAAAGUCAUCGAAGAGUGUAAUUACAGGUGUGUUUUGUUCGACAACAAAACUUUUGAUGAAGCACAAAAAAAAAAUCAAAGACGCAAAUUAAUUAAAGUUAUUGAUGAAAUACGAUGUGAUAGCGAACCUUAUACCUGUAAAUUAUUCGAUUUAAUAAAGCAACUAAGACAAGUUUUCAUUAAAAAACAUGUAGAUUUUGAAACCAAGAAUGAAUUGAAUGAAAGGCUUGAUGCUGCUAAAGCCUAUUGGAAAGACAUAAAAACUAAUCAUAGAUUUACCAUUAAGGUACAAAAAAAGUUAACUAGAGACAUUCAGGAAAUAAAGAGCAUUAUAAAGAGCAUGCCCGAAUUAGAGUGCAUGAAAAACCCUACUAACGAAUUAUUUUGUGAAAUAACGAAAGAAGGAUUGAAAAAUUCAUCAAAAAUAGAUGCAGAAUUUAAGAAACUGAAACCAUAUCAUGAUCAAAUUAAGACAGAUUUAGUCAAACACUACAAUGAGUUAACGUAUAUGUUACAAAGUGAAAUUAAAACUAACAACUUGUGUAAGAUAAUGUAAAUUUUGUUUCACUUCAUAUGCUUACUAGCUAUGAAAUUGAAACAAUUACUGACUAUUUUGUGAUAGAAACAAACUGCCAGUAAUAUAUAUUCCCUCUCGUUUAAAUUGAUUUGCAUAAACAUAUAGAACUGUAUAUAAAUUUCAGCAAAAUUUGGUAUGCUGGAGUAUAUUGACGGUUCAAAUAAACUAUGAAAACUCUCCGCACGAAUAUGUACAAUAAUUCAGCCUCUGGAUUCUCCAUUAAAAAACAAGCUAAAAAAAAAAAAGCAUGCGUUUUGGCGCCAACACUAUUCGGCAUCUUCUCGUUUGUCCUUGCCAGUGCCUUUUAGGAAGGCUCUGGACAUAUCCAGAUGGAGGGUCCUGGUUUGAAAAUGGCAUUAAACACCAGAAGUAGAAAAAAAGGUAGUCGAGUAUUUUUAAUUGUUUAUUAAAUGUAAAUAUUUCUAGAAAAGGUUUAGUUUGUUGUUGAUUGCAUAAGGCUUGUCUUCGAGCCCGAAGAUUAAUGAGGAGUGCAGUAUUUCGUUUCUUUCGCCUUUAAUUUCUUAUUUACAACAAUAAUAAUAAAAUGGCCCUCAAGUAAACGCUCCACGAUACAGUCCUAUGUCCAGCUGUCACAUGCCAGUUUUAGAACCCCUGUAAUAUUUGGUGACUAGUAGUCACUUAACUAUUCCGUGCAGUUAGCACGAGAUUUUUUCUUGGUCGGGGACUGACCACGGGGUGAACACCUCAGUUGAUCUUGGACUUUUGUAGAGAGAGGAGCGUUACCAUCUCCUCGUAUACAAUGUAUAAGUAUUAAAGUAACAUUGAUUUGUGAGCAACAUAUAUAUUUCAUUGGAUUAAUUAAGUGAGGAACUGGAUGUAUAAUUUGUGAUGGCUGAAGUCGCCAAUAUCUUUUGUGAAUUAUUUCAUAUAUUUCAUGUAAAUAAAAACCAUGUCUGCUA